UCGCUCAUGGUUAGAUCGUUUCCCGGCCCCAUCCCGACCCACCCAAGCGUUGAUUGCACUGGCAAACCCCAGAAUUAUGAAAUUUGUCAGGGUCAAUUCACUACGCGCCCUCCGUCCCAACCCUCCGCUAAUCACUUCUCUUGCUUUCAAUGACCGGGCUGACAUCCUUUGGGUAGCGUCACACAACAAGGCUAUGUUUCCUUAUUUCUCUAAGGAUUUAGUCAUGAAUGCGAAGGAUGAGCUGGAAAACGAUAAGCUGGUCCAAGCUUCGAUUAGGGAUGAGAUAGCAAUGAAGAAAGGGGUGUUCGUUGAUCUCUGGGGUGCAAAGUCUCCCUUUCAUACUGGACUUGUCCAGAUCCCGAUUGAGGGGAUGCGUGAGUCGGAGUCGGAGGACGAGGAGGGUAUGCCCCUCACCGAGGAGGAAAAACUGUAUUUCCAGCAGGCGAUAUCGGAGUCUAAGGCUGAGCUUGCAAUAAAUCUUGUGAAGGAGAAGGGCAAAGGGGUUAAUAAGUUUUAUCGUAAUGUGUUUCUCCCCAUCGCUCCGUCUAGAUGGAUUGAGGGUGAGGCGAUGAGAUGCACUGAUAAGAUACGGGAUCUUGACACCUUUAACCACAGUGCCCCAUUAGUAAAUGAAGGAUGCAUGACAACUGAUGAAGCGGGUCGGAAAAGAUGGGUCCCGAAUGUCGAGAUGCGUGAGUCGGAGUCGGAGGACGAGGAGGGUAUGCCCCUCACCGAGGAGGAAAAACUGUAUUUCCAGCAGAUGAUAUCGGAGUCUAAGGCUGAGCUUGGAAUAAAUCUUGCAAAGGAGAAGGGCAAAGGGGUUAAUAAGUUUUAUCGUAAUGUGUUCCUCCCCAUCGCUCCGUCUAGAUGGAUUGAGGGUGAGGCGAUGAGAUGCAAUGAUAAGAUAUUGGAUCUUGACACCUUUGACCACAGUGCCCGAUUAGUAUCAAUGCCUACAGACUCCUCGCCUCGCUCACAGAAGCAGAAAUGGACUUGUGUGAGGAGAAGGCUCUUGGAGCCAACACGGACCUAGUGAAGGGGUCAUAUCCUUUGACGGACGACGCCAUGAAGCUCCCUGUGGUUGGACAUUUUGAUCCACUGAAAUGCACGGCGACUUCUUCACACCUGUCCAUUAAAAGCUUUUGUGCUCCUAAUGGGUCUUAGCCCCUCCCGGAGUUAAAAAGAAUUUGGAACGUGGGUCGUCCCUUCCUUUAGUGUAGAUGCUUUGAGAAGGGGUUGCCCGAUUGCAAAACCUCCAUCACGUGGUUUGACCAUGCACUCUGGUAUAUCCUCGCAAAUCCUUAUUACCUCUUCCCUGCAGCUCUCACGCUCCUCGUGAGAAUGAAGGUCUUGAGAAAUU
This is a messenger RNA of Chara braunii, 1360 nucleotides long. The record is from the annotation of a GenBank genome assembly. Lineage: Eukaryota; Viridiplantae; Streptophyta; Charophyceae; Charales; Characeae.